Paracoccidioides brasiliensis Pb18 is the source of this 1305-nucleotide messenger RNA. RefSeq lists its product as uncharacterized. Bases 1 to 1305 code for a protein of 434 amino acids. The transcript has 2 exons. The record is from RefSeq and is a predicted model, not a curated record. Gene Ontology annotation, molecular function: acyl-CoA dehydrogenase activity; flavin adenine dinucleotide binding.
AUGAACUUUCUCCCUCUCAUCAGACGAAACCUGAUAUCGACGCGAUAUGCCCGAAAUCCAACGUUCAGAUCUCCAUUUUCAUGGCCGAGGAUAGGGUAUAGAUCGUUGCAUGCCAAAGCUAUAGAGUAUCUACAAGCUCACGAUCCCGACUGGACUGAGUCACAGCGGACAAUUCGCGAAUCGAUAGCCAAAAUAUGCUCUAAAUUCCCCGAUGAAUACUGGCUCAAAGCCGAUGAAGCAAAGAGCUUUCCCCUUGAUUUCCAAGCCGCGCUGGCCAAAAAUGGCUGGCUGGGUAUCUGCAUGCCCUCAGAGUAUGGUGGGUCCCAAUUGGGGAUUUCAGAAGCUGCAGUGAUGAUGCAGACCAUUUCUGAAUCAGGAGCGGGUAUGUCUGGCGCAUCAUCAGUACAUAUGAAUAUUUUUGGUCUGGAACCAGUUGUGAAAUUUGGCAAUGAGGAACAAAAAGAGAGGUUCCUGAUACCGCUAAUCCAGGGUCGUGAACGUGCCUGCUUUGGGGUUACGGAGCCUAAUACCGGGCUCGACACGCUGAGAUUACGGUCAACAGCUACUAGGGAGGGCGAUCAUUACAUCCUCAAAGGGUCAAAAAUCUGGACUUCUACCGCCCAAAAUGCGGAAAAGAUCUUAAUCCUCGUCCGAACAACCCCUUUAGACAAGGUUACGAAGCCAUCACAGGGACUAUCACUAUUUUACACCGACCUCGAUAGGUCUCAGGUAGAUGUUACGGAAAUCCCCAAAAUGGGUCGUGCUUCAGUCGAUACAAAUAGUCUUUUUUUCGAAAACUGGAAAGUCCCCACUACAGACUUGAUUGGUGAGGAAAACAACGGGUUCAAAAUGAUAAUGCAUGGCAUGAAUGCAGAGCGCAUAUUACUUGCUGCAGAGGCACUGGGGCUUGGAUUCGCAGCUCUGCGACGAGCGGCGAUAUAUGCAAACGAGAGACAAGUAUUUGGUCGGUCAAUUGGACAAAACCAAGCCAUUCAACACCCUUUAGCUGAUGCUUGGAUGGGCCUGGAAGCUUCACGGCUUAUGGUCUAUCAGGCUGCCAAGAUGUACGAUGCGGGCUAUACACCAGGUGAAUACGCAAAUGCGGCCAAAUACCUAGCCGCAGAAGCGGCAUUUAAGGCGUGUGAGAGAGCAGUGAUGACCCAUGGUGGAAUGGGCUAUGCGAGGGAGUAUCAUGUGGAGAGGUACUUGAGGGAAUGUUUCAUCCCCCGCCUUACUCCUGUUAGUCGGGAGAUGAUUUGCAAUUAUAUCGGCGAAAGGAUUCUUGGAUUGCCGAAGUCAUAUUGA